AUGCUUUCUUCUCCAUCUUUAUCGCCAUCGCUUUGUUUGGCUUUAAACUAUCCGAGCAAGAUAUCCCAAGCGCCAUUUGGUGGUCCUCAAUCUUCACUUUCUAGUUUUAGGCUUAACACAGAAUCAGAUGUAGAUAUAAAAAAGUCUUGUAGGGACGGUUGUCCAAAUGAAAAUGAUGAUGAACUUGCAGAGAAGCAAUUUACGGGAUCUUCGACCUUCCUAAAAGGUACUCAAAGUGCAAAUCCUCAUAAUGAUUACUCACAACACUUUGUAGACACUGGUGAGCGCCCGCAGAAUUUUAUACGUGAUACAGGUCUAAAAAAUCGGUUUGAAGAGUAUCCCAAACUACGAGAAUUGAUCAGGCUGAAAGAUGCUCUGAUUGUUGAGCGUGCUACUCCUCCCAUGUAUCUUCGUGCUGAUCUUUCUACUUUUGAUCUAUGCCAACUCGGUAGUCAAUUUGAUACAAUCCUGAUUGAUCCACCUUUGGAAGAAUACACUCGAAAAGGGAUAUCUCAAGAGAAAAGUUGGAGUUGGGAGGAGGCAAGAUAUAAAUGA
This is a messenger RNA of Protopolystoma xenopodis, 555 nucleotides long. NCBI's taxonomy places the organism in Eukaryota, Metazoa, Platyhelminthes, Monogenea, Polystomatidea, Polystomatidae. The record is from the annotation of a GenBank genome assembly.